UGCGUCGGCGGCACGCGCACGCGCACCUUGCAAACCCGGCACCUGCGGACCAUGGACCACAUCUAUGAUCUUACCCCUGGUGACACCAUCUAUGACGUCCCUCCUCCCGGUGACCUCAUCUAUGACCACCCUCCCGAAGAUGACGACGAUUAUGAGGCCAUCAAAAGCUGGACGCAAGAGACAGAAAACAUCUACGAAGAGCUGAGUUUCAGCCCGGCGCCGGGCAGCAGUGGUCAGCUGAAGCGGACUCCGCCACCCAGCCCCCCGGACGCCACGCCUCCCGGCAAUCCCAGCAGCUCUGAGAGCGGCGCCGCAUUGAAGCGGGAGCUCGCCGUGCAGGAGAUCGUCCACACGGAGACGAUGUUCCUGCACCACCUGCGCCUGUGCGUGGACUUCAUGCUGGCGCCACUGCGCGAGACGCAGGUGGAGGGCCUCGACGUGAGCCUGGUGUUCGGCAACAUGGAGGAGAUCAUUGGCGUGUCACAGAACCUUCUCCAGGCCCUGCACGACUGCACACGGGGCGGCUCCGAGUCGCACAGCACCCUGGGCGAGGUGUUUGAGAAGUUCUCCCCGGACAUUGAGGCGGCCUACAGGCCCUACUGCCAGUACUAUGAGGAGGCCGCCGCCUGCCUCAAGUGUUGCCGCGGCAACCCGGCCACCAACGCCCGCAUCGAAGCCUGCGAGGCACAGCUCGCGGCCCAGCUGGGCAUGAACGCGGACCUGAGCUUCAUGCUCAUCAAGCCGGUGCAGCGCGUGAUGCGCUACUCACUGCUGCUGCAGGCGGUGCUGGAGCGCACGCCCGAGGGGCACCCGGAGCGCGCCGCGCUGAGGCGCGCCGUGCGGGCGCUGCUCGAUGUCAACUCGAGCAUCAACGAGCAGAAGCGGCGCACCGACCAGGUGCUCAAGUACCGCCGACAGGAGGCGAUGCCGCUGGUGGAUCGGCUGUCGCGGCUGAACCUGCACACGCUGCAGAAGAAAGGGGCGCGCCUGAGCCAGCAGUUCCGAACGGCCACGGGGCUCUCCGCACUGCCCGCGGAUGAAGAAUUUGAGAAGGUGCACGACUCGUUCCUCGCCCUGCACCGCCUCGUCGGAGCCCUGCUGCAAGGGCUGGAGGGGUACCUGCUGCAUCUGCAGGGCCCCCAGGAUGCGUGGCUGGCGGCCGCACCCGGCCUGCGGGUGCUGUGGCCCGAGCGGGACGUGGCCGAGCCGCUCCGCGCGGCGCUCCACGCCAUCGCCGAGAGGCACAUGCAGCAGCUGCGUUCGCGCCUGGAGAGCCGGGUGGUGCCGCUGCUGAGCGGCGCCCACCACGCCUUCGCCAUGCCCCAGCUGCUGGUCCAGAAGCGCUUCGACAAGCUGCUCGACUACGGCCGCUGGAUGGAGAACGCCGGCUCGCUGGAUGAUGCGCAGCAGCCCCUGGAGCUGUCGCGGCGUGAGUACGAGGCCCUCAACAUGCAGCUGCUGGAGGAGCUGCCGACGUUCUGCCGCUGCGUGGCCGCGCUCGCACUCGGCGCCAUCCAGGGGCUCGUCCGAGCCCACCGAGCGUUCAUCGGGGCCGCCGCCGCGGAGAUGGAACCGCUCCGAGAGAUGAUGAACAUCGAGGCCGGGGACCCAAACAUCCUCCCGUACUUCCUCAGCGCCAGCGCCAGGCACGGGGACAUCCUCUCGCGCCUGCAGUUUUCUGCAGACGCCAUGAUCCUCCUGCCGGGCUCCACCCUCCCCUCUCCUGCCGCCAGGAGAGACUCGAGCACCAGCGGCUCUGCUAGCCCCGCGUCGCCGGGGCCCGUCCUGCCCCCAAAGCUGGCGCAGUACCCGGCGGAGCAGCUGCACCUGGUGACGGCCAACACGACGCCGCUCAAGCAGACCGACCUGCGGCUGAGCCGCGGCGCGCUGGUGGCCGUCGUCACGCGCCACGACACGCAGGGGAACUCGCAUCGCUGGCUCGUCGACAGCGGGGUGUCGCGUGGUUUCGUGAAGUCCUCGCUGCUCGUGCCGUACAAGGCGGCGGGAUUCUCCUCCUCUUCCUCCUCCUCCUUCUCCUCCUCCUUAUCCUCCUCAUUCUCCUCCAUGGCGAUCAACCUCAGCGUGCCAUCCAUCUUCGUAUCCGGCGACUCGCCACCUGGUGACGGCAUCUCCAAGCGAGCGCCCAGAGCGACGCCCUCGGGCGGCAGCGCCUCCCGGCUAGCGCAUCGGCCGAGCGGCGCCCUCGACGCCAAGCGGGGUGGCCUCGGCCUGGCGGCGGCACCGGCGGUGACUUUGCCGACGCCAGGGGAGCCUCAACCCGGCAGGCCCGGCAUCGCCGAUUCGCACAACGAAAUGCUGCAGCCGGGGGACGACCGGCCGCGAUCGGCGUCGGUCUACAUGGAGCGUGGCUAUGGGUGGGCGGUGCCCGAGGAUGGUAGCGGUGACGAUGGUGGCGGUGACGGCGGUUGGGGCGGUACUGGUGGUGGUACUGCCACCAUGGACGGCGGGGCCGAACACUCGCCGGCAGGCCAGGCGAGCGGCAGGAAGCACGUGGCCCAGGGGAGACGCUGGACCAUGGGGCCGAGGGCCGAGAGCGAAGGGGGGCAGCAACCGUCCGGUGCGGUGCCGACCGCCUCUCCGCUGCCAUCGGACGGACAGGAGUGGUGUGCGCUGUUCAAGUUCUCGGCGCAGGGCGUGGGCCAGGCGAGCGUGCUCGCGGGGCAGCGCGUGCGCGUGCUGCACACGAGCGACCUCGCGGGGAACCCACAGUGGUGGCUCGUGGAGAGCGACGGCGGCCACCGGGGCUACGUGCCCGCCAGCUUCCUCGGCACCAUGCAGCGCUAGCAGCGCUCCGCUAGCCUCUCCCCCUCUGCUAGCCUCUCCCUCUCUGCUAGCCCCUCUAUCUUCUAUCUGCUCGCACACCACUAGCCCCUCUCUCUGCUUGCGCUCUGCUCAACUAGCCCUCUCUCUCUGCUUGCGCUCUGCUCCACUAGCCCCGCUCUCGUCUCUGCGAGCCCGACUCUCGUCUGCGUUGUGCGUCUCGCCAGUGGUGGGAGCCGGGCCGAGAGGUCCCCCCACAGCCCGGGGGUGAGGGCGAUGGAGGGAUCAUUGCAGGGCCAUGCGAGACGGCGGCGGCAUGGGGGGGGGAGGCCUUCAUCCAGCAGUGGACUGAACAUAGCCGAUGAUGAUUUCAGACACUUUAACGAUUUCGAUUGUCAUUCAUAUCAUCAGAGCAUAGAUUUAUAACUUCAUUCAUAGUAUGUUACCCAAUUCGGCCUGUAAUUUACACAAACAAUUUGUGUCAAACAAACGACCUAUCCCAUAAACAUUUACAGAUUUUAUGAAUUGCGUUCAACAGAUAAUUGCGUUAAACAUGACACUGCAGGUGUAUGUGUGUGUGUAUAGGUGCUCGCUAAAAGCACUUGCCCCAACAGUCUGUUCAGCCUAUACAGGGGAUCUUUUUUAUAUGUAUAUAUAAUGGUGGGGAGCGGUAGUGUAGCGGUUGGCAUGCUGUGCUACAAGCCCGGCGACCCGAGUUCGAUUCCUGCUCACGGCCAACACCAGUUGCAGUUAUCUGAUCCAGUGCUGAGCCUCCCCUGGAUCGACUCGGCCUCAAAUGAGUGUUCAGUGCGAUGUGAAAACAUGGCCACGAGGGAGACAAAGGCGGCCGGGCGUGAUGCUGGCCUCCCACCGCCUCGUGUGCCGUGCUGGCCUUCAUAGGUGCUCGCUUACAGUACUUGCCCCAACAGUCUGUUGAGACCAUUCAGGGGAUCCUUGUCUUUGUGUAUAUAUGUAAAAUGGGAUUAUGGUAGAAUCGUGACUGUGUGAGUCUGCCUAAUCUAUGGAGCAAUGCUCGUGGUUGUGCUUUCCACGCACCAGCCGGGCAGCAGCAGCAGUACCUCGCGAGUUGGUCUACUGUCUGGCCGGUGGCGGGGGUCAGAGGGCGCGUGGCUCGUCGUGGUGAACGCUGCGAUUCCACCGUCCCUCUCGAGUCAAUCAAAUCUGUAACACUUUGUGGGGAAGUCGAGACGGCGGAUAAAAUUCGUCGUCCCCAACCCCCGUAGAAAUGUGGAAUUAAUAGCACUGGCUGGGGCCUGGAAAUUGGAGCGAUCAUUCCCAAGAUUUGUAACACGCCUUGUUGGGCUAAAGGCAGAGACGGAAGCACUUAUGGCGCUGAGAAAAUUAAACUGAACUCAACUCACCAGAAGAGAAAAUAAAUGUUUCUCGUCCGGACUGAAGAGCGGGUAACGGAUACUGUUCCAGACACCGAGGCUGCAGGUGUUAAACUCCAUUCUGCUGCUGCCCUAAGCCGAGUGGACUUCACACAGCAGCAAGAGCAGCAGCAGCAGGCCCAUAGCAGAUGAGCGUAGGUGAUGAUAUGCGCUUGUGAGAGGUGGGGCCAUCCAAACAGCUCUGGCGCGACGCUGGAGACGUUUGCCGAGGGCAUCGUUUACUCCGUACAGCAAGCAUCGAGUUGCAAUCGUCAAGGCGAGAGUGGGACCGAGAACGAAUCCCUGUGGGAUGCCAAACGGAGACAGGAUGAUGGUGGAGACAGGACGACGGUCCAUCUUUGGUGAAGAUAAAACGGCCGGAUGAGUGCAGGAGGACACCGUGAUCGAUGGGGACACAAGUGGCCAGAAUGUUCAGUCCGCCCACCCACAAUGGACAUCCACCAGGAGAUCGUGGAAAAUACCCACGGCCGUGGUGUCGGUGGAGCAGAGGGAUCGGUAAGCGGACUGAAGUUCAUCGAGCGAGCUCCGUGUGUGGCCUUAGCCGUGCCAGUUACACGAGCCGCUCAUCUCCUCUCGAGUUCGUAGAAAGAUUGGAGAGUGGCCCGAUGAUUUGCAACUUCGCACCUGACAAGAUUGUCUUCAGGAGUGCAGAGAUUUGGCACUUGUCCAAAUGGAAAGCAAAGUGCAGGAGAGACGGGUGAGACAGGCAUGAGGCCAUCACGGACCGUUGCUCUCUGCAGGCUUUCAGGAACGUGAUCGGGGAAAAUAGCAAGCAGCAGAGAGGCCUUCGUUGGCAGUUCUUCCAUGAUCUUCACUCCGUGUUGUAUUGCCUAUGCAAGUGGCUCAUAUGUCUACGUGCAGCGAUGAUGUAACCGUGUAUGUAAUAAAUGUGAAUGUGGCAAUGUCAUUUUUUGAGGCAUUUAAUUCUGGGCGCAUUCAUAGACUUUCAUUUAUCUCGUUUGAGCAGGUUAUAAAUAGCAUUCUAAGUAAUAAUGGUGACGAUAAUUAUAUCGUUCAGGUCAUAUAACAUAUAUACACAUUCUGUACACGGUACUUUGCUUGUUGGUGUGAAGUAUAAACUCAUCGGAUAUUCAACGCGAGUCUGUAUAAGCUUCCACAAAACUUGGCCGGUCGCCUACUGUGCGUGCCGCGUUCGGCGCCCGAGUGUGCACAAAAUUAUCUCGUGUCCGU
Messenger RNA from Lethenteron reissneri (Far Eastern brook lamprey), 5384 nucleotides. Its product is annotated as rho guanine nucleotide exchange factor 37-like. The record is from RefSeq and is a predicted model, not a curated record. Gene Ontology annotation, cellular component: cytoplasm. NCBI's taxonomy places the organism in Eukaryota, Metazoa, Chordata, Hyperoartia, Petromyzontiformes, Petromyzontidae. Gene Ontology annotation, molecular function: guanyl-nucleotide exchange factor activity; protein binding.